This is a messenger RNA of Monomorium pharaonis (pharaoh ant), 476 nucleotides long. RefSeq lists its product as uncharacterized. The annotation marks the transcript as partial. Lineage: Eukaryota; Metazoa; Arthropoda; Insecta; Hymenoptera; Formicidae. The record is from RefSeq and is a predicted model, not a curated record. The transcript has a single exon.
CCUCUCUUUCGCGAAGGCGAGAAACGCCUCGCGGCUACGGUCCUCGGUGCAGAAAGCCGCGCACCGUUCGUCGCGUCGGCGAGGGCGACGACGGGCGUCGUUAUUCGCGCUGAUUUAGUUGAAGGCUGCGGAUUUACGGAUCUACCCUUGCUGUGGCACGCGGUACGUAUACGACGGGCCGCGCCGAGCCCUUUCUCGUUAGCCGCCUACAUUAUAUUACCCAUCGAGCGGCAUACAUCAUUCCCUCUUUAUGUAAGUAUCUAUAACGGCCCGAGAAACAUUUGCAGCUCUCGCUCCGCGCAAGGGAACGAAACGGAACAGCGCGGCUGGAUACGCGAACGGUGCGCCCGCGUGGGCUGGGCCGGAGUGUGGUGCCGGUGCAGCGGUGCGGGUGAACCGUUCGUGACCGCCGCGCCGCCGCGGAAUUGAUGUACUGCGUCCGGGGAACAAUGCCUCGUACCGGCAUGCGACCAGUG